Messenger RNA from Guillardia theta CCMP2712, 1458 nucleotides. RefSeq lists its product as hypothetical. The coding region runs from base 1 to 1458 and encodes 485 amino acids. NCBI's taxonomy places the organism in Eukaryota, Cryptophyceae, Pyrenomonadales, Geminigeraceae. The transcript is spliced from 17 exons. The record is from RefSeq and is a predicted model, not a curated record. Gene Ontology annotation, molecular function: 4 iron, 4 sulfur cluster binding.
AUGGAGUUUUCUUCAGCUCUCAAGUUGACAGGGGUGAAGGAGAGCGGGAAGGGCGGCACCUUGACCAUUCAACUGGAAGAGAAUGGAACUUACUCGGAAGUUCACGGGGAUGGGUCGAAAGUUCAGCUCAAACCUGCAAAGAUCACGUUGAAUGAUUGUCUAGCAUGCAGCGGGUGCAUAACAUCAGCUGAGAGUGUCUUGAUCACGCAGCAAUCUGUCGAUGAAUUUCUCUCAGUGGUAGAAAACAAACUCAAUGACAUCAAGAUUGUUGUCUCUGUUUCUCCGCAAGCCUGGGCCUCUGUUGCAACCCAAUACAACAUCUCCGGUCCAUCCGCUCUUGCGAGGAUUUCAACUGUGUUCAAACAGCUAGGAGCGAUCUCUGUGAGCAGCAUGAAUGUUGCUGUUCUUGACAUAUCACUCUUUCGCGAUCUUUCUCUCGUGGAAUCAUGUCAAGAAUUUGUUCAUCGGCUCACAGCAGAAAGGAAAACUCCCGUGAUUGCUUCUGCAUGCCCAGGAUGGGUUUGUUAUGCUGAGAAAACACAGCACUCGGCGCUUCCGUUUCUUUCCUCCGUCAAGUCUCCACAGCAGAUCUCAGCAGCAGGCACCCUUGUCAAGCAGAUGUUUGCAAGGAGGUUGGGAGUGAAGCCUUCCAGCAUCUAUCACGUCUGUCUCAUGCCGUGCUUCGACAAGAAGUUGGAAGCCUCUCGCGAUGACUUCAUAGAGCAGGACUCAAACAGCCGCGAAGUCGACCUCGUCCUCACAUCUGCAGAGAUCCUUGAUCUGCUAGCAAGGAAAGGCAUCAACUUCUUGGAAGUGCAGGAGGGUUCGAUAGAGAACGUCUUCGGAGAAACGAUGAGUCAGCAGGCUGUCACCAACAACCUCUUCGGAGUACAUGGAUCCUCUGGGAACUUUGCCAAGGAGGUAUUUGUGCACGCUGCAAGGCAGAUCUUCGGCAAGGACGUCAGGGUGACGGAGGCGUCUGACGAUGUUGAGAUGCAAAUUGAAGACCCCUCCUCUUCCUCCUCCUCCUCCUCCUCCUCUUCCUCCUCCUCUUCCUCCUCCUCCCCCCCAAUCAACUGUGUUUGGAAACAGGUCCGCAACAGCGACUUUCAUGAGCUGGUGCUCUUCGACCAGCGGGACAACAAGACUCCCCUCCUCAAGUUUGCGCGCUGCUACGGCUUCCGCAACAUUCAGAACAUCAUCCGACAGAUCAAGUCGAGCAAAGGAUGCGCAUACCAUUACAUAGAGGUUAUGGCUUGUCCCAGCGGGUGCGUCAACGGAGGAGGACAAAUACGUCCCGACGAGUCAACCAAGGAGGCCCCGAAGGAAAGGCUUCUCAGGGUGCAGGAGACUUUCCGUAACGGCCAGUCAGAACGUCCGCCGCAUGAGAACCCGGAUGUCAAGAGAAUCUACCAGGAGGUGAAGCAGCAGCUGAGGUUGAGCUGGGCUAGAUGCUGA